This is a messenger RNA of Anguilla anguilla (European eel), 5561 nucleotides long. RefSeq names its product 5E5 antigen-like. The record is from RefSeq and is a predicted model, not a curated record. Bases 363 to 1205 code for a protein of 280 amino acids. Gene Ontology annotation, molecular function: zinc ion binding; nucleic acid binding. Lineage: Eukaryota; Metazoa; Chordata; Actinopteri; Anguilliformes; Anguillidae. The transcript is spliced from 3 exons.
CGGUUGUCGUAUUUCUUGCAACUGAGACCCUCGUACGUCAAGUGGUUACAGAGGGUUUAUCAAUAAAUGGUAGUUUUGUGGAGGCGUUUCCGUUGUCUUCGCCGGUAACGAAAGUUAUCUUAUCAAAUGUUCCGCCAUAUGUUGACGAUCAAGUGCUUUUAAAUGCCUUGUCAAGGUAUGGUAAAGUUAUGAGUGCGAUUAAACUCAUCCCGUUAGGGUCUAAAAAUUAAAAAGUCAAACACGUAAUGUCUUUUAGGAGACAGGUGUUUCUGAUUUUAAAUAAACCUGGUUCCGCUAUAGAUGUCGCGUGGAAUCUUUAAAUUGACGGGAUAAACCACGUUGUGUUUGCUAGCACUGAGUCAAUGAAGUGUUUUCAGUGCGGUUCCUAUGGGCAUGUAAGACGAGCGUGCCCGCAGAGGGAAGCAGCAGGUACUAGGGAGCAGGAAGCGAGGCAGGGAGGAGAGGAGCAGGCCGGCCCUGAGCCUGAACCUGGCCCGUCCACUGCUGGGACAGGGGAGCGGACUGGGAAUGAUCCGCAAGGAGCUGAGGCUCAACAGGGGACUGUGGGGCAGGGUGAAAGGGAAGCUAGUGGGACUGGCGACCGGGAACGAGGCGACGUAACAGGGCCAGGAGCGGAGGUUCCGCUGGAAACCCCGGUUUCCGAGCCGUCUGGUGCCCCGCUGUUUAAUGAACAGAGCUCGGUUAGGGUGGAAAGCGGGGAGGCUGGUGGUGGGCCUGUUGGUGGCCUCGAUCCGCCGGUGGAAGUGGCCGCUGCGCCCGAGGAGGGCGAAUGGAGUAGGGAAGGGACAGAGGCUGACCCGGACGAGGAGGAUGAUUUUUCUGAAUCCUCCCAGACGGACGAGGUUGGGUCGGCUCUAAGAGCAUUGCUCGGAUCCCCCAAUGGAAAGAAGUGUUUUACCUGUGUGGAUAAUGACUGCAGUACUUUGGAGUGCAAGAAAUCUGAAGAUCGCUGCUUUAAGGCCACAGCGUUCACUGAAGGGAAGAAAUUGACAGUGAAGGGAUGUGCCCCCCAAUUUUUGUGCUCAACAUCCAUGCAUUCUGUAAUAGAAAAAAUGUUUCCUGAAUUUUAUGGUUUGGUCAUGAGCUGCUGUGAGGGAAACCUGUGCAACAACGCCCUGCGCAUCGGACAGAGUGUCCUUUUCCUCCUCCUGGUGCCCGUGGCCUCUGUCAUCCUCUUCAACUAAGCAGCAUGUUGACCUGUUAUAUGAGUGUUUGGUUGUAUUGUAUCAAUCCAGACACAUGAUUACACCUUUUAGUGAAUACAUUAUAUAACAUUUCUUCUCAUCAAUUAAACAAAAUAAAAAAUAUUAGUGCAAAAUUAUGUUUAAUGUUUUGUUUUGUUUGUUUGUUUGUUUGGGGUUUUUGUUUAUAAAAAUGUAAUGGAAAUCAAACUGCCUCUUGUUUAAUCUAGAAUAACACAAGAGAAUUGUGUCUGAUGAAAUUUUGAAGUUUUCUGGUCACUGCGAAUGAGAAAGCACCAAACCAAUGGAGAGUUUUUCACCUGAUUGCAUAGCCUGUCAAAGGAAAACUUGAACAAAAUCAGAAACUUAUAAAAGAAACUUUUAUACAUCAACCCAAACACAAUUCAGAGCUCCUUGUUGGAAUGCGCUCUCUCUCUCUCUCUCUCUCGCUCUCUUUUUUCCAAACUUUUCUUUUUUUCGCACCGGUGAGGGUUUUUCAGGACUUGUACUGGUUAUUUUUUUCUUUCUGUUACACUGUUACACUAAGCACUAUUUACUAGUAGGCAGGCAACGUUUUUUAAAGAGGGCGACCAGCUUUGCUGGUCGGUAUGCCAACGUCCCUAGGUGGUGAGCGGCUCACUCGGCGAAAUGGCAUUAAAGCCGCCCGGAUCAUUUCUCAAUGUCGUUCAAUUUUAGGAUUGACAAUUUUGACUAUACUGUGUAUGCGACUUCUGAUAGCUUGAGAUGCUUUGUGUGCAACUGUGUAGGUCAUUUAGCUAGAUCCUGUCCGAACAGGGAGCCUGCUGCAGAUGAGCCUGCUGGCCCGUCUUCUUCCGGGGCAGGGGAAGCGCAAACAAACUCAGAUCAGGGGAGUAAUGAUAAUACUGAUAGUGUUGUGUCUGAAACAACAGAAGGGGUUGUAGGAAAAGGGGGGGAGAAGGUAGCAGAGGAGGCAAAUGAACAAGGGGCUUCUCAAGCAGAUAGCAUGGUUGGGGAGGAGGUGAAUGAACAAAGGGCUUCUCAAGUAGAUAGCAUGGGUGGGGAGGAGGUGAAUGAACAAGGGGCUUCUCGAGUAGAUCGCAUGGCUGGGGAGGAGGUAAAUGAACAAGGGGCAGCGCAAGCAGAUAGCAUGGUUACAGCCAUAGUUGAGGGUGGGGGGCCUGAGGAGGAAGAGAGUGAGAGUGUUUUCAAGAUACCAACAGUUAAAAGGAAAAGUUCACGUACAGCAGGACGUAUUGCAAAAACAAAAAAAGUAGACCAACAAACACCAGAUGAGAGAGUGGAGAGACAGGAUCUCACUUCUAGUGCUGCAGACUCUAGUGAGGACGAGUAUUUUUCAGACUCCUCUACAGCUAGUGGGCUUGAGCAGCCUACAGGUGGCUACACAAUUGAACAGAUAAUGAAGUUUCUGAAAACAACUAAGAAUCAAAAGAACAUUCAGAUUAAUGAACAUUUUCCUGAUCUGAGGCUAUUUGUCAGAUCUGUAAAGGCUCACAUGAGCAUCAAAGGGCAGGCAGCUUUUCCCAGUCCUGAGGUUUACAGAGUAUUAAAGUUUUUGCAAAAGGCAAAGGAACAAAUCAAGCUAAAUGAUGAUACUCAGACAUAGGCAAACUCCCCCUUUUCUCUGUUCAGUAUUUCUAAUGCUGUUUUAUUUGUUCUUUAUCACUCUACCAUACAUGGCAGAGGCUAAGAUAGCAACACUUAACCUGAAUGGGGCGAGGGAUGGUAGAAAGAGGGGAAUUUUUUUCCAGUUAUUAAAGCAAAAACACAUUGAUGUUACCUUUGCACAACAGACACACAGUGAUACUGGUAAUGAGGCUGACUGGAGGAAGGAGUGGGAGGGUGAGGUUUUUCUGAGCCACAAGAGCUCAAGUAGCUCAGGGGUGGCCAUUUUGUUUUCAAGAUCUUUCUUGCCACUCUCCUGUGUUGUAGAGGAGGUGGUUAGAGGUAGACUUUUGAAGGUGGUUGCAAAAUUCGAUCACUUCAACAUAGCCUUUAUUAAUGCGUAUGCCCCAACAUAUGGACCAGAGAGGGUGAUUUUUCUGAAUGUGCUUAAUGAAAUAAUAGCUAAAUGUAACACUGAUGACUUGUUGUAUGUUGCUGGAGAUUUUAAUUGUACAGUGCAGGACACAUUGGAUAGGAACCAUACAGAACCACAUGCACCUUCCAGCAGAUUGAUCUGUCAAGUUAUUGAGACACAUGAGCUGUGUGAUGUCUGGAGGUGUGUCCAUGGACAGCAUAGGCAGUACACCUGGAUGCACACUAGAGGGAAUUCAAUCACAAUGGCUAGAUUGGAUAGGAUAUAUGUGUUUGAGCAUCAAGCUAGUGCAAUAAAACAGUGUUGUAUAACCCCGGUGGGUUUUUCUGGUCACAGCUUAGUGACAGGGACUUUUUCCAUCCAAUCUUUUAAACCUGGGAGUGCUUACUGGCAUUUUAACAAUACACUCCUACAAGACUCUAAUUUUAGGGAGGUUUUUGGUUUUUUUUGGGGUACAUGGAAGAAGCAAAGACAUACUUUCAAAUCUUUGCAAAAUGGUGGGAUUGUGGUAAAAUACGGAUUAAACAGUUGUGUCUGCAAUACACUUUAAAUGUCACAAGAGACAUCACCCAGUCCAUGAAGGCGCUGGAGAGCGAAAUAGAGGAUCUCCAAACUUUGGUGGAGACCUCUGGAGAAAGAGAAACAAUUGGUGUUCUCAAAGCCAAAAAAACGUCUUUGGUUGACCUGCUGGGCAUACGGGCUCAGGGAGCACUGGUGCGGUCAAGGUUCCAGGAUGUAGCUGAGAUGGAUGCCCCAUCAAAGUUUUUCUUUGGCUUAGAGAAGAAAAGUGGUCAGAGUCGGUUAAUUCACUGUCUGAAAUCAGUCACAGGUCAGGAGCUCACAGAGCUUACUGCAAUCCGACGGAGGGCAGUGGAGUUAUUUUCAGAGCUUUACAUGAGUGAAUACAGAGAGGAGGCAGAGAUAGCAAAUGCUUUCUACGACGGGCUUCCAACCGUUCAUGCCAGUGGGGAUCUAGGGGGGGUUCUAUCUCUACAGGAACUAUACACAGCACUUCAGGGCAUGGCGAGUGGGAAGGCCCCUGGAAUUGAUGGGCUGCCAGUAGAAUUUUAUAAGGGCUUCUGGCAGGUGGUAGGUGAAGACUUGCUAUCCGUGCUCAAUGACAGUCUGGCUGGAGGGUCACUGCCGUUGAGCUGCAGGAGGGCGGUUGUGACCUUGCUGCCAAAAAAGGGUGACCCUAAGGAGGUGAAGAACUGGCGGCCCGUGGCAUUGCUCUGUACUGAUUACAAACUCCUCUCCAAGGCUCUGGCUAACCGACUGAAGGAAGUGAUUGGGCAGGUUAUUGGUGCUGACCAAACCUACUGUGUGCCUGUGUAGCUGAGUCAAUAUGUUUGUUUUAUUUUUAUUUUUUGGUGAACAUUCUCAAAACCAUUGUGUUAUAUUUUCUUUCAUUGGGUCAAAGUUUUGGUAUAUCGCCAAUUUAAUAUUGAGGGAAUGAAUGUGAAAAUAGCUCCGGUUUACCUGUUGUUGCAGGGGGGGCUUUAAUUAUUGACGCACAAUUAGCUGCAGAAGGGACGUAAUUGUGAAAAACGCGCCAGAACUUGGACAGCUUUUGUGCUGGUAAGACGUGUUGUGGAACGCUCUCUCCUUUGAAUAAUCUAGCGUGUUUAAAAGUAAUAUAACCUGGUUUAAAGUGCAUGGAAACGUAAAGAUACAUCAUUGCUAAUGUUUCCUUGAGUCUGUCAUUGAGUUUCGUCAGAAAAACGGACAUUAUUGCUGUUAAAUCUGUCGGAGAUUUUCUCCUCAAUUGCAUAUUUCCUAACUCGCUGCAGGUGAAGGAGAGAGAGUCGGUUAACACUGUGUGUACUGAUUGUGCCCCGUGCUGCUCUUUAUAGGUAUGUUACCGUGUUAAAAUUGUUAUCUGUGAUGUAUUUCGUGUACUUUUAUGGAAGAACUGCACUGAAUAAGUAGCUUGAAUUUGGAGGAAAAGAUCGGUUUUAAUUAGUGCGCACGUGUUAUUUUUUCAUUUUGCAAAGAUGUUUAAUUCUAUAUGUAAAGUGAAGGAUAAGAACUCUAAUAAAACAAGUUGCAUUUUGUUUAAUGGGUAUUAAUGUUACUCACUGGAUAUUUGCAAGUUCUUUUGUUUUUAAUGUAACUGUUAAUUUCAAAUAUAUAUGCAAAGGCAUGCAUUCACUGUGCACUUAUCUUAUUUGUAUUAUUUUGUGUAUUACAACAACAACAAAAAAAACAGAACUUGGACAGCUUUUGUGCUGGUGAAGGAGAGAGAGUCAGUUAACACUGUGUGUACUGAUUGUGCCCCGUGCUGCUCUUUAUAGACCAUUAAAGUGCAGAUCCUUCCUGAA